Messenger RNA from Exophiala dermatitidis NIH/UT8656, 1242 nucleotides. RefSeq lists its product as uncharacterized. The record is from RefSeq and is a predicted model, not a curated record. Bases 384 to 773 code for a protein of 129 amino acids. The transcript is spliced from 3 exons. NCBI's taxonomy places the organism in Eukaryota, Fungi, Ascomycota, Eurotiomycetes, Chaetothyriales, Herpotrichiellaceae.
GGCAGACCGCUAUAAGAGGUUCAUAGCGCCACUCAGAAAAGGCACGAAUUCACAUACAAGACGGCGAGAGUCCAACUUGAAGCACAUGCACUGCUGUGGGCUUCAAGUUCGCAACCCACAUAAGUCCACCCUCACUACUGGCACGCAGCUUUCGUCAAGGCAGUAUUACGUACUACUCCCACGACUGCGCUGGACCACAAGCCUAGAGUCGGCCAACCGAACAACGGACCUACGUACAUACUUUUAAGUGACCAACACUUUGUCCUCUCAAUUCGACGCACCCUGGCCACAUCGUUGUUGUUUCGAGAACCUGUUUCUUUUGGUCUCCCUUCUCGAGUUACUUCGCUACAAAGGGCCAUCCCGUCCUGUUCGCUCUCGACACAAUGGCGCACCAGAUCGUGUCCCUAAUCAUUCUCUUGGUGGUGGUCGGCGUGUUAGCCGCCAUUGGGUUCGUGGCAUAUUCGAUCGCGCACGACGUCGGACAUCACACAAGACAAAAGCUGGAAAAGAAGAAUGUCUCGUUCAGCCGCCAGGGAAUGAAAGUCGGGGUCAAGGAGCGGACACUUGAGCAGCAAGAGGAUGCGGCGCAGAGUGUCAUAACCAAGAUCUGGAACAACUCGUCUUGGCCGGGUUACAAGUCGCGCCUGGGUUGGGGACAAGGAGGAGCCAAGUCUGAAAACUCCACCUCAGCCGCGCGACCUUCCAACUCGUCUCGUCAUAACUCGAGCCAGGCCAAUACUUCGUCUGCACAGGUCCGUCCGCCGUCGCAUUGAGCGUAAGCAAGAAAGGAAGGAUGUGGAGGAAAACGUUACCUACUCUGUUCCUGCCGGAACUUGAAUCGGACAUAGCAAAACAAAGGGCACUGCAGUGGCUUGCUCUCUGCGAGCUACACAUUGGACGACUGGACGAGACUAGACGUUUGGGAAAGAUGCGUUUGCGCUUGACAUGUGAGAUGUAUGCUACGAAAUGAGACCACGACAACUUGAACCUAGACAGUUACGCUGCGGUCCGUUAGCCAGGCAAAUGUGCCAGGAUUGGCUGGUUUCCUGGGGGCCUCGAAAAGAUAGAAACAGAGUAUCAUGAUCUACUCGAAAACAUCAGCAGAAGUUUUGUUCUUCAGGACUCGGAGUACUAGGCUCGCCAGCCUCGCUGUCCGAGUCGCUCAAAGCAAUUUGUCACGCGACCAUCCUGUCUAAUCAAGAGUGCUGUGACAACGGAUAUGGACCCUGGCUAGUAGGAGUA